Messenger RNA from Diversispora eburnea, 846 nucleotides. The record is from the annotation of a GenBank genome assembly. Lineage: Eukaryota; Fungi; Glomeromycota; Glomeromycetes; Diversisporales; Diversisporaceae.
AUGUCAAAUAUUGAUAAUAAAGAAAUAAACAAUGGUUUUCCGUCGCCAAAUGAAAUAUUAUCUAUACCUACAAGAUUUCAAUCCAACAUACCAGAAGACUUUGGAGAUACAAUGUCAACUUCAAGUUUCGAAUUAGAUCAUUCAUUCACUUAUAGAAAUAGUAAUAAAUCAAUAAAUACAUUAAAGAGGGGUAAUACUGGUAAACUUAAUGAAAAAUAUGCCAUGAUGCAGCAAAAAAUGUCUCAAAUGGUUCAAGAUAUCAAAUCGCCCGUCGCGAAUCCUUUUCUCAUUCCUUCUCCACAUUAUAUUCGUGAAGAAAACAAAAACAUAUCUAAAUGGUCUUUGAGUAAUAAAAGACGAGAAUUAGAUUUGGAUGAUGAAUCAAAAAAGAGUUAUUCAUUUCUUCGAAAUGAAAGAAAUGAGUCAAUAACACCCAAUAACUAUAUUCAUAAAUUUGAACCAAAAUGUACACCAAAUUCACCACCUCCUUAUUCUCUACCAUUAAUAUUGAGAAAACAUGCGAAAAGGUUUACAAAUAUCUGGCCACCACGUGAUGAUUUGUCGUUAUCAGAGGCAGAAGAAUAUGAAGAGAAAAUGAAUGAAUUAUUUGGAUCAGAACCAACCACGCCAUCUCCAAUUGUUAUUAAAAAUCAUUCAUCACUGGAAACAAUACUUGAUAAUGUUAGUGACGACGACGAAGAAGAAGAUUUAAUAACUAAUAUUUAUACACGUCAAUUAACUCAGAAAAAUCUUAGUUUCGACGAUGCUGCAAAUCCUCCUCUUGUUACUACUGAUUUCUUACUUAACGAAUUCUUUGAAGAUAACGAUAUCUUUAAUGAAGAUUAA